GGGGGGACGAGGCGCUCGAUGGAGCAGUCCCGAGCAAUCCGCCGCGCGCACGCCCUUCUUCUGUCAGGGGCCCCCCACAGGCUGGCCCUGCAGGUCGCCACAGGAGGGGGGCAGGACAGGGAGGGGAGGGGGAAGGCACGAGGGAGGAGGCACGAGGGAGAAGAAGAAGAAGAAGAAGAAGGAGAAGGCGGUGCCGCCAAACUGCCAGCGCUUGACGGUCAACAACUCGGCGCCCGGGCACGGCGAGGCACAAAUGCCGCUGGGGCACAGCAAGGCUGGCCGGCGAAGCCGGUAUACCGACCAGGGGUCGGCACACGUUGCACGAGGUAGCUAGGCGAAGGCGCUGCACAAGCAGCUGAUGACGCGCGCCGAAGACGACGCUAACACGCGACGGAGUGGCCUCUCUGAGGACCUCCGCCGCCUCACAUCCCCACACGCUUCCACUCCC
This is a messenger RNA of Prorocentrum cordatum, 448 nucleotides long. NCBI's taxonomy places the organism in Eukaryota, Dinophyceae, Prorocentrales, Prorocentraceae. The record is from the annotation of a GenBank genome assembly.